UAUUACGGAAAGAGUAGCACCGUAGGAACGCGAGGGUUAGCUCUAAAGUCUGAAACCAAAGCAAAAUCUGGAAAUGAGUACUGAGCGAAACAAGAGAGUAGAAUAGCUAGAGCUCUGAACAAGGAAUUAAUGGGUAAAAAGGAGAGAGCGCAAGAGAGAAGAGAGAAGCGACGACAAGAAAUAUCUCUUCUCCGUACCAUUCCUUAUUCUGAUCACCAAAGUCAAAUUGAUUCGUCUUAAGAUGUCGAUUCCGAGCAUUACACUUAUAGACGGCAGAUGGUUUACAGAUGGUGGUCAUCUGACUCUAUUGCUGUUGUGACUGGUGCAAAUAGAGGAAUUGGAGUUGAAAUUGCUCACCAACUGGCAUCACAUGGCCUAACGGUACUUCUUACAUCGCGAGAAACUCGUGUUGGUGAAAAAGCAGCAAAAGUCAUGCAAGAAGGAGGUUUGAAUGUGGUAUUUCAUCAAUUGGACAUUGUGGACCCAGCAUCAAUUCAAUCAUUAUCUGAUUGGAUAAAAGAAAAACAUGGCGGUUUAGAUAUACUGAUCAAUAAUGCAGGAGUCAACUUCAAUUUCGGCUCAGAUAAUUCAGUUGAAUUUGCAGAAACCGUUAUAAAGACCAACUACUUUGGCACCAAAAGUAUGGUUAAAGCUAUGAUUCCAUUAAUGAGGCCUUCUCCUUUUGGUGCUCGUAUUGUUAAUGUGACCUCACGAUUGGGAAGACUUAAUGGCAGACGGAAUAGAAUUGCAAAUGUCAGCUUGAGACAACAACUUGAGGAUGUGAAUUCCUUGUCAGAGGAACUGAUUGAUAAUACCGUGAACACGUUUUUGGGACAAGUAAAAGAUGGGACUUGGAUAUCUGGGGGGUGGCCGCAAGUGUUUACUGACUACUCAUUGUCAAAGCUUGCAGCUAAUGCUUACACCAGGCUAAUGGCGAGAAUACUUUCAGACAGGCCAGAGGGUCAUAAGAUAUAUAUGAAUUGCUAUUGCCCAGGUUGGGUGAAGACUGCAAUGACAGAGUGGGCUGGACAUACGUCUCCAGAAGACGCUGCUGAUACUGCAGUCUGGCUUGCUCUUCUCCCUGACCAGGUCGUGAGUGGUAAGUUUUUUGCUGAGAGACGUGAGAUAAACUUCUAAAAGUGGGUGUUGAGGACUAAUUCCAGAAUCAGCUCACUUUCUUUUGCUUUGGAACAAGAAUGUGAUCGAGUACAGAUUGAAGCAAGAAUACUACUUCAUGGUAAUUAUGUUACAAUCUGCCUUUGCUUACUGCCCAACUGUCUACUGAAAAUUGAUAUUGCUUAUGGGAAACUAUAGCUAUCGGUAUAAAUCGUUAAAAUUGAUUUACCUAGUCUUCAAAUUCUGGAGGAUGUGUCAAAAUCGGUUUCUACCAAUCCACUUCUGGAUAGAUUGUCUGUAGUUUCAUGUACCAUUUGUUACUUUUGGAUAGUACAGAUUAGAGGAGCAGCAUUCUGGUACUUCUAGUAGUGUUUUUUUGUAGCCCUGCAGGAGAGCAUGCCUUUUUGAGUAAUUGAAAUAUGUUCUUUAUAAUU
Molecule: messenger RNA, 1550 nt
Organism: Nicotiana tabacum (common tobacco)
Lineage: Eukaryota; Viridiplantae; Streptophyta; Magnoliopsida; Solanales; Solanaceae
Product: short-chain dehydrogenase/reductase 1
Cellular component (GO): membrane
Molecular function (GO): oxidoreductase activity, acting on the CH-OH group of donors, NAD or NADP as acceptor
Source: RefSeq, a predicted model, not a curated record